Molecule: messenger RNA, 5994 nt
Organism: Oncorhynchus kisutch (coho salmon)
Lineage: Eukaryota; Metazoa; Chordata; Actinopteri; Salmoniformes; Salmonidae
Gene: manba
Product: mannosidase, beta A, lysosomal
Exons: 17
Coding region: 2109-4796 (895 amino acids)
Biological process (GO): glycoprotein catabolic process; carbohydrate metabolic process
Molecular function (GO): beta-mannosidase activity
Source: RefSeq, a predicted model, not a curated record
GGGAAAAGAUGGCGGAAGUGGAUGAUGAGUUGGAAUCAAGCAGCGCGUCAAGUAAAGUUGGUGAAUACGAUUGUUCUGAAGUAUCAAAAACUGGAACUAAAAGUAAAUAGUCUAAAGUGGAGGAUACGUUUAUGAAUCAUAAUGAAUCGCUUCUUGUUUGGGAUGCAUUUGUUGGGUAAAGAAGCAUAUGUAGGAUACCUGUUUGAAGUGUCUAAUGGUGAAGUAUGCGCUGGGGAAAGUGGAUUCUGUCAGGGUGACUAAGAGUGGUCUUUAUUUUGAUUCAUUGUAUUUCUGAAGAACAGAGGAAGAUUGCAGUGAGCCUCAAAAGAAUCCGGACAACAGAAGUUUUGAACUUUCGGAGUAGAGACACCCGUCAAAGGAGUCAUCUCAGGGGUGACGACGGAUGUUCAGGUUGAAUCCUUGAAGAGACUUCCUGGUGUGGUUGACGCUCCGGGCGUCUGACCCGCUGGGUGACUGAAGGAAAAGAAAGUCUGUCGGUCCUGUUGUUUUUUCAUUAAGAGCAAAUACCAACGCAUGUGAAGCUUGGUUAUGUAAGAUACACUGUUAGAGCUUUCAUCCUCAAACCACUGCAGUGUGAGAACUGUAAAGGAUGUGGCCAUGUUGCAAGUGUGUGCAGACGGACAGAGCACAUUGAAGAAUGGUGUGUAGAAUGACGACGGUGUUGUAAUUGUGGUAGGGAUCAUGAUCCUGAGUUCUUGGAGUGCCCUGUAAGGGUGAAGGAGAUUGAGGUGGGGAUCAUGAUCCUCAGUUCCUGGAGUGUCACCCUCCCUAGGAGAGGGGGUGACCUCGAUAAUUUAUUGUUAAAACGAGAGGCUGCCUGGGAUCUUUAAUUUGAAGACCCUUGCUCCCGUCGGUCUCAACGUGGACUUUGAUCUGAAGCCAUUCUUGUGAUUAUUAUGAUUUUUCUAUUGUAAAUGUCUGUCUGCUUAUGUGAUGGUAUCUAUGAUCGUACGCUAUCCAUUUCUUUUUUUGUAUGUUAUUUUUAUAUCUUAUAAUUAACCAAUGAUAUCAGGCCACACCUGGCCAUGAUUACAGACACCUGUGUGUCUUUUGACACUAUAUAAAUGAGUCACCCCAAAGUGUUUGUCAUUAUACCCUGAUGAAGACAGCUUGUUGGACAAAAAAAAAAUGUUUGCAUCUGAGCUCCUAGUGUGCGGCUCUCCUUUAUAUUUUUUAAGAGGACGCACCACAGCCUGUAGUAAAUGUUUUCUGCCAGUCACAAGAUACCCUGUGUGUUAAAAGGUGUAUUAGGGUGUUUAUUUUGUGACUUUCAUCAAAUCAAAUUUUAUUUGUCACAUUCUCUGAAUACAACAGGUGUAGGUAGACCUUACAGUGAAAUUCUUACUUUACAAGCCCUUAACCAACAAUGCAGUUUUAAGAAAAUUAGUGUAAAAUUAAAAAAUAAUAGCUCAUUUAAAUAGCAGCAGUAACAACAGUAGCAAGGCUAUUUAUAAGGUGUAGCCUUACAUAGUCAAUGUCAUUGCACAGUUAUAAACUGCACAAGUAUCAAAUAAAUUAAAGAAACUGGGUAUUAUUGUGGCUGCAGCAGAAACGGUUUUGUGGCUAAAGAUUUUACAUCUGAAAGACUUGCAAGGGGUACUGGCACCAGAAGACCAGUCCUCCCAGGUUCCCCUUGAGCCUAUGUUGGGAUCAUAUCUGUUUGAUCAUUUUUUUAACACAUUGUUUGAUUUAGUUUAGUUUAUAUAUGUAUUUUUGGUAUUUUGGUGUUUUUUUGUGGGUAUUUUGUUCCAUUUUGGGAAUCCUGUUUCCAUCCCGCACAGCAGGUGGCAGAAUGCACAUUCAAUUGUGCGAUCUCCAAUAGAAGAAGAUGUUGCCACGUGAUGUGCACUGAAUCAGCUGAUAUAUGGUCACGUGAUUUUUAACAACAAGGAAGAAGCCGUUUGCACCGAAGAACAUACAACGUUUAUAAUCAGUGAUUAUUAUGUUUAACGUUCUUUAUUCUUCUUUUAAGUUUUCCUUGUCUUGAAUGCAGUAUUACGUGUUAAUAGAUAAUUUGGUUGUUAUUAAAUGUUCAAAACCUGACUAGAUACUUUUAUCUGGCAACAAUUCCCGCAGAAGCCACAACAAUGAGCGCGUUUAGAAAAAGAGGAAGUGUUCUUGUUGUCCUUUGUUACCUCGGGAGUUUUCACGUCCUUUUCGGAUACAAUGUAUCCAGAGAAGAGCAGCACGAUCUCAGCCUGAACAGGAAAUGGACCAUACAGAACUCAAAUGGGUCUCUGUCGCUUCCAGCAGAGGUACCGGGGUGUGUACACUCUGCUCUCCUGAAACAGGGCUUUAUCAAGGAUCUCUACUUCAGGUUCAAUGAUGUAGCAUACAGGUGGAUCGCUCUUGACAACUGGACAUACACGACUACAUUUUCUGCCUCAACAGAGCUAAGGGCUAAACAACGAGUCCAGCUGGUGUUUGAAGGAGUGGACACUGUAGCGUCCAUCUCUCUGAAUGGAGUUGUCGUGGGAAAGACAGACAACAUGUUCCGCAGAUAUGACUUCAGCGUAGGCCAGUUGUUGAGGGAAGGGGAGAACGUUGUGAAGGUGAGCCUCCUCUCUCCUGUCGUGUACGCCUCAGAGAGGAGUCAGGCUCACUCCUCCUACAGCGUGCCCCCUGACUGUCCUCCACCCGUCCAGAAGGGAGAAUGUCACGUCAACUUUAUCAGAAAGGCUCAGAGUUCCUUCAGCUGGGACUGGGGACCGUCAUUCCCAACCCUGGGGCUGUGGAAGGGUGUUCAUCUGGAGGCCUUUGAUGUGCUGCGCCUAAUCCAUCUCUCUACUGUACCAGUCUAUAACUCCUCUCUGUCUCAGUGGGUGGUAACGGUGGAAGUGUUGGUUGAUGCUGUGGAGGAGACUAAAGUCCAGGUCAACCUCUCUCUGAUGGAGCUGUCUACAGAACAAGCCUUCAUGGUGGUGUUUCCAUCUGGGCAGAGCAAGAACACCUUGAGCCUCCAUGUCAACACAAGUAACCAGGUGAAGCUGUGGUGGCCCAGUGGCCAUGGUGAGCAGCACUCCUAUCAUCUCAGUGUGAGAGGAACCAUGCUGGAGGGAACAGCCAUACUCAGGACAGACACACAGGUGUAUUUCCGUACAGUAGAGCUGGUCCAGGAGCCAAUCGCUGGUUCCCCUGGGCUGAGUUUCUACUUCCGGGUCAACAAGAAGCCCAUCUUCCUGAAGGGGUCAAACUGGAUCCCAGCUCACGCCCUUCAGGACCUGGUCAGCCCUGCUGAUGUGAGGAACCUUCUACAGUCGUCCGUAAGCGCUAAUAUGAAUGCUCUCAGGGUCUGGGGGGGAGGAGUCUAUGAGCAGGACAUGUUCUACUCUCUCUGUGAUGAGAUGGGGAUCAUGAUCUGGCAGGACUUCAUGUUUGCCUGUGCCAUGUACCCCACUGAGCCUGACUUCAUAGAGACGGUUAGAGAGGAGGUUGUCCAACAGGUGAGGCGCUUAAAGUCCCACCCCUCGGUCAUCGUGUGGAGUGGGAACAACGAGAAUGAGGCGGCCUUGGCCACUAACUGGUUCGGCAUCCCCGUUGCCCAGCAACCCCGGUACCAUAGAGACUAUGUGACUCUGUAUGUGGACAACAUCAGGGCUAUUGUUCAGAAGGAAGACGGUAGCCGCCCGUUCCUAGUCUCCAGUCCCACUAACGGAGUAGAGUCUCAGCAGGAGGGCUGGGUGGCCCACGACCCCUACGACCUACACUAUGGAGACACACACUACUAUAGCUACAGCCAUGACUGCUGGGACUGGACGGCCCUGCCACGCACACGCUUCGCCUCAGAGUACGGCUUCCAGUCCUGGCCCUCCUUCUCCACCUUGCAGAAGGUGUCUGUGUCAGAAGACUGGAGUUAUGGGAGUAACUUCUCGUCUCACCGUCAGCACCACCAGACUGGCAACCAGCAGAUGCUGCAACAGGCUGGACUACACUACCAUCUCCCAGCCUCAGCAGAUCCACUGAAGAGAUACAGGGACACACUGUACAUCACACAGGUCAUGCAGGCCCAGUGUGUUAAGGUCCAGACAGAGUUCUACCGCCGCAGCCAGAGUGAGGUCAUCGAGGGCAAAGGUCACACCAUGGGAGCUCUCUACUGGCAACUCAAUGAUAUCUGGCAGGGCCCUUCCUGGUCCUCUCUAGAGUUUGGUGGGAAGUGGAAGAUGCUCCAUUACUUUGCCAAGGACUUCUUCUCCCCUGUGCUUCCGGUGGGCUUUGAGGACCAGGGUAGUCUGGUGGUCUAUGCUGUGUCUGACCUGAGCCACGACCUUCACCUCAGGACUGUGGUUUCAGUCUAUGAGUGGAGCAGUCUGGAUCCUGUGUGCACUGUGGCUUCCAGAUUGGUGCUUGUGGAAGGAGGAAGUGCUGAGGUCAUCCACAAACAGCCAAUCUCAGCCCUGCUGGCGGGGUGUGGGCGCGGGAGCUGUACCCGCCUCACCUGUCUCCUUACCUUUCACCUUGAGGACGUCAACAGCCAGCAAGGUCCCAUUAACCACCUCUUCCUCAGCUCACCCAAAAAUGCCCAGCGGAUGCUGAGACCCAACAUCACAGCCGAGGUGCAGCAGGACGAGAUGGGAGGAUACACCGUGACCCUGCAGUCCUCUGCCGUAGCAGCUUUCGUAUGGCUGGAGGUGGGGGACGUCCCAGGACGAUUCAGCACCAACGGAUUCCUCAUGGUCACCAGGAACAGAACAGUCACCUUUAACCCCUGGGGUCCCACCAGUACCCAGCAGAUAGCCCAGGCACUGACUGUUACGUCAUUGAGAGAUGUGUACUGACUAUCUUGCGUAUCAAAUGGCAUCCUAUACCCUACAUAGUGCACAACUUUAGACCAGAGCUCUAUGGGUUGUCCACUAUAUAGGGAAUAGGGUGCCAUUUUGGACGUACUUACUGAACCAGUACCCAGGAGUUAACCCAAAACCCUCUCCCUAACCUCUCUGAGAUGAGUACCGUGACCUUCUCCCUAACCUCUCUCUGAGAUCAGUAUACAUCCUGAAGUUAGGCUAAUUACUGAGGAUACCUCCAGAAGUCAGGCUAAUUACUGAGGAUACCGCCAGACGUCAGGCUAAUUACUGAGGAUACCGCCAGACGUCAGGCUAAUUACUGAGGAUACCGCCAGACGUCAGGCUAAUUACUGAGGAUACCGCCAGACGUCAGGCUAAUUACUGAGGAAACCGCCAGACGUCAGGCUAAUUACUGAGGAUACCGCCAGACGUCAGGCUAAUUACUGAGGAUACCGCCAGACGUCAGGCUAAUUACUGAGGAUACCAACUAACUACAUGGGAGUAACGGGAGUACCUUACAUCUGUACCCUACACGGAGGUGUGGUCACAUUUAGCCACGCUUCGCCUGCAACUCAAUCAAUUUUACAAAAAUCACAUUUUCUGGUGCACCUAAAUUUCAUGUGGUGCUCCUAAUUGUUUGAAGUAGGGAGUGAUUAAUAAAUGAUUACUAAAAAAAUUAAUGUAAAGCCCUGACUGAAACCCUCUCCCUAACAUCUCUGAGAUGAGUACUGAGACCCUCUCCCUAACCUCUCUGAGAUGUGUACUGAGACCCUCUCCCUAACCUCUCUGAGAUGAGUACUGAGACCCUCUCCCUAACCUCUCUGAGAUGAGUACUGAGACCCUCUCCCUAACCUCUCUGAGAUGAGUACUGAGACCCUCUCCCUAACCUCUCUGAGAUGAGUACUGAGACCCUCUCCCUAACCUCUCUGAGAUGAGUACUGAGACCCUCUCCCUAACCUACCUCAGAGAUGAGUACUGAGACCCUCUCCCUAACCUCUCAGAGAUGUGUACUGAGACCUUCUCUCUGAGAUGAGUACUGAGACCCUCUUCCUAACCUCUCAUGAUAUGAGUACUGAGACAUGAGAAACCCCAAAACUCUCUGUCAGUUGGAUUCGACAAUGUUGUGUGUGGGAUUUGUUGUAAAUAAGAUACAAGUGAAGGAAUUUGCAUUAAUAAAGUAAAUGGAGAUAUA